UCACUGCAAAAGUAGACUUGCUAACGUAGAUUUCUCGCUGUUUGUCCCAGACGUUUGGUGUCGUUUCGCCAGUGAAAAUCUUACCGUUAUCGGUGGCAUUGGUGAGGACUAACGGUAGACUGUUGUUGUAGCCUAUGUACCGGGAAAAUACAUUCAGCACUUUGGAUAGUGUCUGUCAAUACCUGUGCUUUUCGUGGAUGUGUAAGUCGCUAGUGUGUAGUUAGCUGACAACAACCAAGCUAACGUUAGCCAGGGUGACAUGUUAAAUUCAUAUUAGGUUCUUGCUCAUUGUUCUGGUUAUAUCUGUUAUCAGUAACCAACAAGCAAAAUAUAGCUUAGUGAAGUAAGAGUUUAGAGUACAAUUUUGAAAAUGAGUGAAGAAGACAAAGAUACGGGGGAGUUACCCACCAGUGAUAUGGAAAGUAGGAAUUUGGUUACACCACUUGAACAAGAGAGCAUGUUUGAUGAGGAUGAGGAGAGCGAUAAUGUGGAAACAUCUGAUCCGAGAGACAGUGCCGCAAGCCCCGAAGAACUCAACGACGAUGAAUCGUUUGGCGAUAAUGAGAAUGUGUCGAAAAAGUGCACAUACAGUGGGUGCACGGAGACCACUACGCAGGUGGCUAAAGCAAGAAAGCCUUGGAUGUGCAAGAAACACCGUAACAAAAUGUACAAAGACAAGUACAAGAAAAAGAAGAGUGAUCAGGCAAUGUCAUCAGGAAAAUUAGACGAGAGCGGAGAGGACAGACCUGUAUCUGUCACGAAACAGCGUCUCGGGACGAUGGGUGACCGUCCGGCCAGACCAUCACUCAUCGAACAGGUUUUGAAUCAGAAAAGAUUGUCUCUGCUUCGGAGCCCGGAGGUCAUCAGUUUUCUCCAGCAGCAGCAGAGGCUCCUGACUUCCCAGGCACAUACCAAAACACAGUUGGACUAUUGACCGUGAUGGCAGGGCCGUGGUCUGUGGUAUGUCUCCACUCCUGCUUCCCCCAUGUCCCUCAUAAAUCUUCACAAUCGAUCUUCUCAAGAGGCCACAGAGGGAGUCCUGUUGAUAACACUCUUUGUUUAACCGAGAGUGAGUGGAAUACCUAGGACUGCCAUCUAUGUCACAUUGACAUGGCAUUAUCAUUUGAGGGUAUCGGGGGUGUACUGCACAAUGUGUAGUUUGUAUUAUCCUGUGUAAAGCAACCUGUGUGAAGACUGUUAUGUAGUUUCUCUCUUCUUUUUUUUUUUAAACUGUCCUUUUAACCGCAUCAUGAAGCUGCAUAUUUAUCAUGCAACAGUGGGUAUCAUUAUAGUUUGAUUUUAUGAAACAAAGAAAACAGAGCCAUCUGUGUGAUUUUGAAGUGAAAUAUAUAUUAAAAAGGGAGUCUUUAUUAUACAAUGGGUUUUUCUAGGAAUGUGUGCCUAUAGGUUCUCCUGGCAUUACUGGUGUGCACUGCAAGGGUGGCUCUCAUCUCAUUCUGGCCUAUUGAUUAUUGGUUGUCAUACUGCGCCAGUACAUUGGCCAGAGGUGCUAGGUGUCAAACCCUAAACUUUUUUUUAAAUAUCUGUAAUUAAUUUGAAAUACAUUUUGUUAUAUUACAUGUUACGUGUUGUACUAGGUUUACUGAAAUCAUGUUGUGGUGUGAUCUGUUAUAGACAUAUGCUCUGUAUGGUUUUGCUGUUAAAUGUGGGCAUGAGCUUGGGGGGAAAACAAAUGGAAAGCUGUUUCAUGAAUGUCUGUGGUUGGCAUCAUUCACUGGUAGCAACCUUUUUUAUUUGCUCCUGAUGGCAGCACCAUAAUGAUGAUAAGCUCAUGAGAUUGCAAAUGAAUAAAACAUGAACGUGAGUGUCA
Sardina pilchardus (European sardine) is the source of this 1831-nucleotide messenger RNA. RefSeq names its product regulatory factor X-associated protein (gene rfxap). Gene Ontology annotation, cellular component: nucleus. Lineage: Eukaryota; Metazoa; Chordata; Actinopteri; Clupeiformes; Clupeidae. Bases 371 to 934 code for a protein of 187 amino acids. The transcript has 3 exons. Gene Ontology annotation, biological process: regulation of transcription by RNA polymerase II. The record is from RefSeq and is a predicted model, not a curated record.